AUGCGCCCUGUGACCUCGGAGGCGCCUGUUAGUGUAAGGCAAUGCAUGUCACAGCUAACGCCUCGUUUAGUUAAUUUCAUUUGUUGUUUGCCCCGCCGCGAGGCUGUAGACAUCUGGUGAUGAAGCCACCGCGGCAGCUGUUUCUUUCGGAUUAGUCACAUAGAUAACAGUGGUCUCGUCAAUUACUGCCUCCUGAGUGCCGCUGUGUACGUGUGCGUAAUUUUCCCUCAUGCAUAUUUUCUUAGGCGUUGGUGGGUGAUUGUUAUGUUUUUAGUCUUUCCGUAUACGGUUUUACCCGUUUUGUCAUUUAAUUACUUGAAAGCGAGGACGUGAAUCGAUCGACCCUUCAACUUUUAGAUAGUGCACUGGACUUCGGUUGUGACAUAACAGGAUGCACAACCGUUGCCGCCGGUGAAUGCCACCCACAAAGUACUUUAACAAGUUUCUGAUGGGAUCUCUAAUACCUUUGAGGGGUUUCUUUUCCCUUUAUUUCUUCGACAAGAGCUGACAUCUCCAUCCUAAGGCCUCAGACUACUUAUUAUUCGUCUGCACUUCCAGGUCGCAAUACUUUGACGACCACUCUGGGAUGCAGACUGAUGACUCGGUCUUGACGGCAGUAAGGACAGUCUGGGGGUUUUAGUGCCAGCCGGUCCUAGUUGAUUUAUUAAUAACUGCGGUUUUCUGGGCGUUGUAGUUUCCAGUACUAAACACUAAACCUAACUGCAAAAUACAGUGACUCCCGUUUGAGAUAUCUGCAGUGGAGGCACCGUUGUGGAAGCCUUUGGCCUUGGCCGGGCAAUUUCUUCAAUGUUCUGCGGAUUUCUUCACAACAGGGUUACUGUAAGCAGUUUCAAUCUUUAUAUACGAUUUAAUUUAAAGGGCAUUAAUGUCAUCUGGAGCUUUUUGAGAAUACAAUCUUUAUCGUGCGUAGUCACUUGUAGUUUUCGUCAUCCUUGUUUGCCGCUAAAAAUCUCCCAAAAGUGGCUUGCUUUGGUGAACAUGUGGUAGUCAUUCACAUGAAUAGGUUCUUGGGGCCUGAACCUAACUCCAAUCCUGCGAAAUACCGUCGACUGGUGUCUGCACAGGUCUUUUAUACUUCCGCGCGGUAAUCAUCCAUUUAGCUGCUAUUGCCGAUAGAAGCGAACAGGCAAGUUCCAGGAGACAGUUCAGAAGAAUAAGAAGCGAAUACUAGAACAAGGAUUUGCUGACCUGACGUUUCGGCUUCCCACCCUAACCCAUCAUCUGAAAAAUUCGCAAAUAAGGGUAGUGGAAGCACAAAGACUGCGGCAAUUGCAGUGCGUAGCUGUCGUGAGACCACAUGAUUACCAUAAUUAACAGCUCUCGCGGUCGCCGCUGGGAGGUCGUAAUUGGUGCGGUGAUUGCUCGUCGGCCCGCGUCCGCGUCGUCAAUGGCCGCGCUUUCAUCAUCCGUGGCGGAUGUUGGCGUGAUGAGUACUCGGCAAUUCGGCUCGCUGUCACUGGAAUUACUGCUCGCCCGCGCCUUUCCCAUGUGACUGAUUCCCUGUCCAGGGAAUGCCUCAGCACUGAAUAUGGUACUGGGAAAUCAUUGCGCUUCUUGAUGGAUUGCGGGCCCGAGAACCAUGACUCGAACAGCUCGGGACUCGGUUAUCACCUGCAACCUGAAACUUGAAAAUAUGGCCGGUCCCGUGGGAUGAGCGCCAUUUGAGGGCUAGCAUCUUUCCUUCCCAUUGCUGCUGCGUGCUCGGCCAUUCGCGUCCAGAGUGUUCCCCCAGUUUUCCUGACGUUGUUGCUCUGUCCGCAACUCUACCGGAUCCAAUAAACGACUCCUGACGUUUCUUGCCGUGGCAAUGAGUCUUUCGGCCUCACGACCUAGCGCCUGAUGGUUGCCUUCGGCCUGUGUGCAACCCCAACUCGAAGUGGAGUUGGAAGGCGAUUGACGGCUUCCGAGGCGUUCUUCACGUACGGAAGAGCUCGCCAUUUAGUCAUUUACGAUUCUCAGCGGUAAUCGCGAGAGUUGCCUAUUAUAGUGCGCAUGCAAUUCCAUGGCAGCUACGUACCAUAAAUACUGCAUUCUUUGUGCCUCUACUAUCCUUAUCUGUGACUGUCAAUGAUGAUGGGUUCAAAUGAGCAUCCGAAACGUCAGGUUAAUAAAAUUCUUGUUUCAGUGAUCGCAUCUAUGUUGGCUGGCCGGACUGGAGCGCGUUUAUAUAUUAAAAUGGAUGUUACUUGCUUUCCAUAAGUAGACGUUCUGUUUAACACGAGUUUCGCACUCUUGUAGUUCAAUUCCUACCGCGAGGCGCGCUCCGUCAUCCAACAGAUAGCUAUUUCUCUGGCCGCCGCGGAGUCCGCCCUUCAAUUUGAACACCGCGACCUGCACUGGCUCAACGUCCUUGUGAAACCUACCAAACAGGAGAAACUCCGUUAUCGUGUGGGCGGUGUUAGCUAUGCCGUCCAAACUGAAGGAAUCCACGUGUGCAUAAUUGAUUUUACCGUCUCCCGUCUCUGUCAUGGUGAGUUUAUGUUUGCAAAACGUCUCCUGUCUAUUUCAAAAUUCGGACCUUAACUCUCAGCUAAGUUUCGAACUUCUCAUCGCCAAUGCCCUGUGGACAAAUUUAACCGUCCUCCGUUUUAAGGCUUGCUAAGGCUUCGUCGUGAUUGGAUAGCAACAUCGGUCAUCAAGGACACGGGGAGUAUGAAUACCUCGGACCUUUCCACCACUCAUGCUGGCCAUGCACAGACGAUUUGACUUCUCCUCUGAACUUUAGCCAUAGAUUACUUAAUUUCCAUGAUCUCACGGUCUGAGUGCGCAUUUUGCGGCUGCUGACACUGCUAGCUAGUUACGAGCUAAAUCUUUCACUUUUCAUAGUCCUUCAGUGAGUGUCAACUCUGCUUUUACCGCCUUCUUUUAUGGAGUUUCGGGACAGUUUGCCCUUAGAUAGUCUCCCUGGCAGCCCACUCAGCUAGUUCAACAUGUCCUAUGGAAGUAAAACUCAAGGCGUUUUGAAGAUUUCUUGUCGAUUGGAUCUUUCCCGUAGGAUCUCUCAUUGUAUUGCCGUGGAUUAUCUUGAAGCAUGUUGUUACUCUUUCUCCUAAGAAGAAUUCCGAUGUUGGGGAUAAAUCACUAGCUCGUCUGUUUCUUUUUUCCGCUCAGAGGGCAAUAUUGUCUACGUAGACAUGUCAAAGUCGCCCGAGGUAUUCGAGUGUGAAGGCGACUACCAGUUCGACAUCUACCGCAUGAUGAGGGACAUGAACGGGUUAGUAUCUUGUUUUUGCUUACUUUAUUUGCCUAGAGCUUGUCAGCUCAACAUUCCUUUGGACGGGAAACAGGGCUGUCUUUAAGAUUAGUGUCAUAGAAUCUAACGACUUUUUUCUGACACUAACAGGCUAACACUUUACCUACCUUCCCAAAAAUGCAUAAUUUUCAUUUUAUUUAAGGCCACAUAAUCCGCAUAAUUGCGGAAAUCCAUCCCAUCCCAGCUGCUCGUUUUCGAAAAUUCCCACAGAAAGAGGGUUCUCAGCUACCUCUUGAGCUUUCUGGUUUCUCUUUAGAUAUCAUGUCAACCUGUUAUAAUGCAAGGAACACUUGGCAUUGUUCGUAAUGUCAACGGUUAGAACACAUGUCACAACAUAAUACAGGAUACAGGUGAAUUGGGUCAGUAGAGUGUCCGCUCUGUCCCUGGUCCAAUUCUAUUUCGACAGUCCCAUUUCUCAUGUUGUCAUGACAAAUGGUAUUAAAUCUUUUUGAUGUCCGCUUCUCGCCGUUAUUGUUCUUGUUCUAGGGAAGAGUGUCUCCUUUCGAUGUCAUUGGUAAUCGACAAGUCCAUCCCUAGAGCUCAAACCGUAGGCCUCUAAUUGCCCAAGAACCCAGUUAAGCUUUAGCUAUUUGAAUAGUAUUUAGGGGGAGGGGGUGAUUCUUUGUAGUUUCUGGAUCUGGUGACGGACAUCUAUGUUUGUUUCUCCGGCACCUCAGCCCAGGGUUCCAGGACUGUACCGGACCAGUGAACAACAUUCGCCACACUGUCACAACGACCUUAUGGCUCUUAACCUUCUUUUUAGGUAACUGACAUUUCCAAACCGGUGUGCGUCCGCAUCCGGAGGUACUAUCGUCGCAUAGUUCAAGACCACUUUUUAAUCGAAUUCUAAACCUCUUUCAGUUUUCCGCUAGCUGCAGAUGCUGAGAGUGACCUGUAGCUAGAUUAGGGCGCAGACACCGUCGUUCGGGUAUCUGGGCUCUAUCAGUAGCCCAAUUCUCUCGCCCUAACGAUUUUUAGCUAUAUUAAUGUAAUGUGUGUGUGUUUUUGAACCAAUUCCCGACAUCUUUCAGAACCGCUGUAACAUCCGUCCUUGCAAAUAUUUAGACUUUAAGAAAAUAGUUAUCCAACUGUCCAAGCUUCGUUUGGUUUUUUGUCUCCCAAAGCUGCUCACUGACUUGCUUAUGCAUAAUUUGUUUGCUGCUCUUCAGAGUUUGCUUAAUUUUUUUCAACGCGCUGAGACGUCCUGUCUUUGGUGCCAUGUCCUGAAGUGCACAAUGGAUGAAGUCGACGUCUCUGAAAUUCACUGAAACCCACAUUUUCUUUUAGACCGAUUUUCGCUUCCUUUUAAGCAGGGAGCUGCUUUUUGGCUUUCUCCGAAGGGUUCAUUUCAUUUCAACUCCCGUCCUCCAUAAAAUGGCCUCACAAAGUGGGGUUUGCAUUUGAAGAGAAAAUACCGUAUAGUCGGUGACUAACAAAAGCCGGGCCUCUGUACGAUUGCCGAAAGACGCGGACACUUUGUAGUCACCAGUUCAAAGCCACCUUUUUUCUUGGCCAGACGGUCAGGUUUGAUCGUCGAUCCCGAAAACAUUCACCGUGUGUCCCCCAGCGGGGCCGGCGCAAGGGCGAUGCCUUGAGCGGGAAUUAGUUUAUAGUGGUGGCGGACUUGAGCAGCCUCCAUUGCAUUCUCAGCCCCUCCACAUGGGCCCGAUGUCAAGACAGUCAGAAAACCGGGGGUAGGAUCGGACUCAGGUGCCUGGCGCGCGCCGCGAACCCGCACAUAGGCGUGCCACCACAGCAGGGUGGACGCAAGGACGAUGCCCUGAGCGGGAAUUACUUUAUGGUAAUAGUCGGCUUACGCUGCGUCUUCCUCAGUCUCCUCUCACUCACCCAACUGCGCCUGGUGUCAGUUCCGAGUGAAGAAGACUGAAGGAGGGAUCUGGCGCCGGUGGCUGGUGCGCGAUGAGACUGUGCGUAGGCGUGCCGCCACCUCAAUUUAUGACAUUUUUAUUAGUACACCACCCACCAACGCGCGUUGGACCCUGAUCUAGCCCCCGUGUUGGUCCAGCGCAUUUACUGUGUGGCUUUUUUAGGCGGCAAAGGUGGGACCAUUUGUAUGCUGUAGGACCAUGCAAGUUUCUCUGAUCAACCUCGGUGCGGGCUAUUAUCCUCCAAGGCCAUAGCUGUUCGCCUUUUUUUUCCUCUUUUGUCCACAUUCCUGCAAUUUUAUAACCUGUAUGCGUAUGUGCAUCUCUGCCGCCCCUAGAAAUAACUGGCGCCCCUUUCGUCCCAUCACCAACCUCUACUGGCUGAACUACCUGAUGGACAAGCUCCUGAACCAGACCUCAUACCCGCGUCGGGACCCAGAUUCCUCGGCCAUCGAGUCCGAACUUGCGGCCUUGCGCGACACCGUGCUCUCCGGCAGCUACAGAUCCGCCACGCAACUCGUUAACCUCAGUUUCUACUUCGAUAGUUGUCGCAUAGAUUAG
This is a messenger RNA of Spirometra erinaceieuropaei, 5721 nucleotides long. NCBI's taxonomy places the organism in Eukaryota, Metazoa, Platyhelminthes, Cestoda, Diphyllobothriidea, Diphyllobothriidae. The record is from the annotation of a GenBank genome assembly.